Messenger RNA from Aspergillus caelatus, 1164 nucleotides. Its product is annotated as CFEM domain-containing protein. Lineage: Eukaryota; Fungi; Ascomycota; Eurotiomycetes; Eurotiales; Aspergillaceae. The record is from RefSeq and is a predicted model, not a curated record. The transcript is spliced from 3 exons. Bases 264 to 881 code for a protein of 205 amino acids.
GACUUUCCCCAACCAGAAGAAUUGCACCGUCCUGACCACAGAAGCUUGUAAUUGAACAAGGUCUAAUAUUAAUGUUAAUAAGCAUGUGAUGCAGUUCCCUGAAUCUGGUGAAACGUUCCCCUCAUGGCUUAUAAAAAGACGCUCAAUUCUCCCGAGAGAUGUAACUCCAUCGUCGCCACCACUCGUUACAUCUCGACACUCGUUUCGAUAUCGCUCCAACUUCCCUUCUACUCUCUUGAACAGGAAAUCGUUACGCUUCCACAAUGCAACUCCUUCACCAUAUGAUCGUCCUGUUUACCAGUCUGGCCGUCGCCCAAACCCUGCCCAAUAUUCCACCUUGCGCAGCGUCGUGUCUCGUCAACGCUCUGCAAGGCGAUGGAUGCCCAUCCAUAACCGAUUUCGCCUGCCACUGCCAGAAACCCGAGCUCGUCCCAAAAGUCAGUCCAUGUGUCGCACAAGCCUGCCCUAUCGCCGACCAAUCUUCUGUCUCCAAUGUCGUGGUCUCCGCAUGCUCCUCAGCUGGCCAUCCCAUCAGCGUCCCCAACCCAGGAGCUUCAACUACCCCCCAAGCAACCACAACCACAACAGCAACGGCAACUGGCACAGCGUCACCCACAGGCUCCAUGACCAUCCCUACCACCUCCUCUCACGCAUCAUCUAGCCCUAAACCCUCGUCUUCGGCUGCUAGCUCGUCUCAUGUCUCUUCGUCUCCAGGGGCUUCCACUCACACUGGCGGUGGUGCAGGGGGUGCUUCCUCUUCGGGCACUGCUUCAAGCAGCUCAGCUACCCCGCCUCUUAAGACGAAUGGAGCAGCACAAGUCACUGGGGGCUUCGCUGGUGUGGCUAUCGCUGCCGUGGCUGCUGCGUACUACCAUCUUUGAUCCCUUAGUUGGGGUCGAUGUUACUCUUCGGAGGAAGGGGUGCAUUUCUUGAUGAUUGUUGUCCCUACAGGGAUUGAAUGAUAAUACGGUGACUUGGGCUUUGGGGUUUGUAAUAUUAUAAUUUUAAUGAUUGCUUUGCCUGUUUUUACCUUCUGUCUGGCCUAUUGGUUCUUGAUUGUUGGAAUUGUUUGCUUUCGUUGCUCUCUGGCUCACUUUCUACGUACCUUUGUUAAUACAAAACCAGCUUUGGUUAAUAUUAAAUCAUGUUGGAUGAUAUGCCACA